UUUGACUGUCUUCCUCUUCGACAAUCGACACUCAUACUGGUUCACUUCUAUCGACACCGUCCAAAUUAACAACUCCUGCCUUCUGCCUUCUGCCCGUCGAAACCCUCCGCCCCGUCUGCCGAAUAUAGGAUUGACAACGCGGAAACCUGUUCCAGACCAUGCACAUUUCUAUGCAGCUUCCCGUAUUUUUAGGUUUCCGCUCCUUAUCUCGGGCAUUCUUAUGCCCUUAUUCUUCAAAGCGUGUCUUCUACGGAAGGUUCCCGAAAUAUGGCGUAAGGCUGAAGAAUAGCAGAACUUUGAAGCAGUUUGUCCGACUUGUAAUGAGUUCGGAGAAAGACGGUUUAUCGAAUGAAUUCGACGAAGGCAACGAUGUUGAAGUGAAUGGUGAGGAUAGGGGCGAUUCUGAGUUUGUUGAGGUGAUUGGCAUUGGGAGUAGGAAGGACGCCGUUCUUGAUUUCUGUUUGGGCUCGCCUUUGAAGUCCUCCUCAUUGCGGUUUUGGAAUAUUCUCAUGAAAGAUUCAUCAAAGGCGAAAUUACAACAAAGGUUCACUGGAAAAGAUCUUACUCCAAGGAUUCUUGAAGCUUCACUAUUCAUACAAUUGCAUUCAAAAGCUAUUAUCCUUGUGGCUAGUGCAGGAUAUGGCUUGGAUCACAUUGCUGCAGUCGAUAUUCUUAGAACAAUAAGAUCUGUAAAUGGAUUCAUUGUUGUGAUUAUUUUAAAGCCGUUCAGCUUUGAAGGACAGAGGCGCCAUGAUGAGGUCAAACAUUUGGUAGGAAAGCUUCGGGAGCAUACAAACUUGUUUAUUGACAUUGACACUGACAUGCUACUCAGAAAAGACUUGGUUACUCUAGAUGAGGCUUUGAAAACUGCAAAUAAUGCUGUUUUACUAGCUACUAAUGCCAUAUCCAUUCUCAUAUCUGAGAAACACAGAAGACUUAUUGAUGUAUCACAUAAUGACGUGGAAGAAGUUCAAGUUUCAGAACUUAUAAAAAUUUUAGAAAGAUACAAGGAAGCAAAAGUUGGAUUUGGAGCUGGUUACAAUGCCAAAGCUUCAAUUUUACAGUGUCUAUAUGACUGCCCUUUCCUUGGUUUUGGUGCGAAGGAUUUGAAUGGCAUGGUUAUAUGUGUCCUUGCAAGUUCGAAUACUAUCAGCAACAGUGAUGUAUAUGCCUUUCUGCAUACCUUCCGUCAAAGUACAGAAUACACUCAGAGGAUUGUAUUAUCCGUAAUUCACGAGCCUAAUCUGGAGCCCAACCUUCUACUGACAACAGUUCUUAUAGUAGGUGAUACUAGGCAACGGUCUUCUAAGAAAAGUAGCAUAUUGUCUACACUGGCCCAGCAUUUUCCUUUCGUUUUUGAUCUUCUAAGGAGACACAAUCCGCAGUUGAACGAAAUCGAGAGAAACCAUUUACAUGAGAAUGCAAGUCCUUGUGAGGGGAUAGAUUCCAGAGACUCUAGUGAGAGAGGAAAUGGGAUUGAUGUAAACGGUACUGCUGAAGAUUCUGAAAAGUACCCUGAAGAGUUUAAAGCAGUGGUUAGCAGCAAUGAUAAUGAGUUCUAUGCUUCAAGGGAUUAUGAUAGUGAGUCUGAACAAAGUAAGGUUGGAUCAUCAGAAACCACCAUGUCUGCCAGUUUUUACAAUGCAAUUACAGAAGGAACUCCUGCUUUCCAAAGGGAGCCACUCAUGAGUUGGAACUUGGGGCCUGCAUAUCAGAUUGCAGAGGAGUGGGCAAAAGAAAGAGUUGUUGACACUGGAACUAAGCCAAUGCUUGAUAACCUGAGUGUCUUCCACCUGCCAGUUGGUGUACGACCUUCGGAGGACUUAGAAGACAAUGUCAAUAGCUCAUUUACGACACCAAACCUUGAUCCAGAAACUAGGGAUGAUCUGAAAGCACUGCCAGCUGCUAAUUCAAGCACUUCUUCUUGGAGUGCAUUGACUGAUGCAGGGUUUGAAGCAAUGAGGGACUUUUACAAUCACACAUUCACUCCACCUAAGGGAAAAUAUGUUGAUGUUCCUAAAAAGCAAGGAGUUCUAUCUGUUCGUGCAGCAUCUAUGUUGGAAGCUGAAAGAGAUUCUUCAAAAAAGUGGAGUCCUAUUGUGGAGAUGCAAUACAGAGGAGGGGUUUACUGGGGGCGUUGCCAAGGAGGUCUACCUGAAGGAAAGGGACGUCUGGUUCUUGGAGAUGGAAGCAUAUAUGACGGUAUAUGGCGCUAUGGUAAGAAAUCUGGUCCAGGUACAUUCUACUUCAGUAAUGGGGAUGUUUUCCAGGGAUCUUGGCGGGAAGAUGUUAUGCAUGGCAAGGGUUGGUUUUAUUUUCACACUGGGGAUCGAUGGUUUGCUAACUUUUGGAAGGGAAGGGCCUAUGGUGAAGGUCGUUUCUAUUCAAAGUCUGGUGAUGUCUUUUUUGGCCAUUUCCAAGAUGGAUGGAGACAUGGUCACUUCCUUUGUAUCGACAUCAAUGGGAAAAGGUCUCUCGAGAUUUGGGAUGAAGGUGUUCUUGUAACAUGUAAGCAAUUGGACUCUGAUAUCGAUACUGAAUAAAUUCAACUUCGUGCUUUCAUCCAAAAAUAUUACUUUUCUAAACUCAUUAAUAUUUUAUUGAGCAGUCGUGUAAAGUUUGUACAAUAGUUGUGAUGAUUGUAUUAGUUUCCAAUUUUUGUAUCUUCUCACCCAGUUCCUUGUUU
Juglans microcarpa x Juglans regia is the source of this 2686-nucleotide messenger RNA. RefSeq names its product protein ACCUMULATION AND REPLICATION OF CHLOROPLASTS 3. NCBI's taxonomy places the organism in Eukaryota, Viridiplantae, Streptophyta, Magnoliopsida, Fagales, Juglandaceae. Gene Ontology annotation, cellular component: chloroplast outer membrane; extrinsic component of plastid membrane; cytosol. The record is from RefSeq and is a predicted model, not a curated record. Gene Ontology annotation, biological process: chloroplast fission.